This is a messenger RNA of Phoenix dactylifera (date palm), 1801 nucleotides long. Its product is annotated as protein NRT1/ PTR FAMILY 7.3-like. Gene Ontology annotation, cellular component: membrane. The record is from RefSeq and is a predicted model, not a curated record. Gene Ontology annotation, biological process: transmembrane transport. Gene Ontology annotation, molecular function: transmembrane transporter activity. Lineage: Eukaryota; Viridiplantae; Streptophyta; Magnoliopsida; Arecales; Arecaceae.
CCAAGUUAGUGAGAUGAAGGGUGGAGGUUCUUCCAUGGAUGGAGAUGGAAGAAGAGAAGAGGAAGAGUGCUGUGAGUACACAUUGGAUGGAUCAGUGGACAUUAAAGGUAGACCAGCCAUCAAAGGAAAGACUGGUGGAUGGAUAGCUGGAAUUCUUUUGUUAGUGAAUCAGGGACUGGCAACGUUAGCAUUUUUUGGCAUCGGCGUAAACUUGGUCUUGUUCCUGACAAGAGUACUGCAGCAAAACAAUGCCGACGCAGCAAACGCCGUCAGUAAAUGGACAGGAACUGUGUACAUCUUCUCCCUUAUCGGAGCCUUCCUCAGUGACUCCUACUGGGGAAGAUACAAGACUUGUGCCAUCUUCCAAAUCAUCUUUGUGCUUGGCUUGGUGCUACUAUCCUUGUCUUCGCACCUCUUUCUGCUCAAGCCCUCUGGUUGUGGAGACGAGGAGACCUUCUGCGGACCCCACUCAGGGCCAGAGGUUGACGUGUUCUACCUUUCCACGUACCUCGUUGCCCUUGGGAAUGGUGGGUACCAGCCCAAUAUAGCCACAUUAGGGGCCGACCAAUUUGAUACGGAGGACCCGGUGGAGGCCCGCUCGAAGGUGUCAUUCUUCAGCCACUUCUAUUUGGCCCUCAACUUGGGCUCCCUCUUCUCCAACACUUUCUUGGGCUACUUUGAGGACAAUGGCAUGUGGGCCUUGGGCUUUUGGGCUUCGACAGGGUCCGCUUUUAUGGCGCUAGUCCUAUUCCUUGGUGGGACCCCUAGGUACCGGCACUUCAAGCCAGGAGGCAACCCCUUCUCUAGGCUGUGCCAGGUCAUCGUGGCAGCCUCGAGAAAAUGGAGGGUCAGGAUCCCUCCAGGUGGCCACAAUCUGUAUGAGGUUGAUUUCAAGGAGGAGCUUGCAGUAUCUAAUGGGCAUAGAAGGCUUCUUCACACUGAGGGUUUCGAGUUUCUAGACCGAGCUGCGUUUAUCGAUUCCGACCUCCAAGACCAAUUGAUCCCUCGGGACCCCUGGCGCUGCUGCACCAUCACCCAAGUCGAAGAGGUGAAGUGUGUCCUCCGACUCAUCCCCAUAUGGCUGACCACCAUUCUCUACUCCGUUGCUUUCACACAAAUGGCCUCCCUCUUCGUCGAACAAGGCGAUGCAAUGAACACCACAAUUGCAGGCUUCGAAAUCCCUCCAGCAAGCAUGUCGGCCUUCGACAUCCUUAGCGUCGCGGUCUUCAUCCUCCUCAACCGCAGGCUGCUCACCCCUCUUGUGUCGAGGCUCAAAAAGGAACCCAAAGGACUAACCGAGCUGCAACGCAUGGGAAUUGGACUCAUCGUUGCAAUCAUAGCGAUGGUUGCUGCUGGAACAGUCGAGAUAGUCAGGCUAAAGCAUGGCUGCAAAGGCUGCAAAGAUGAUGAGAGCUCUCUCAGUAUCUUAUGGCAAAUCCCUCAGUACAUGCUGAUAGGAGCUUCCGAGGUGUUCAUGUACGUGGGUCAGCUAGAGUUCUUCAAUGAUCAAGCGCCGAAUGGAUUGAAGAGCUUCGGUAGUGCGCUUUGCAUGGCUUCAAUCUCGUUAGGGAACUAUGUGAGCAGUCUCCUUGUGACGAUCGUGAUGAAGAUCACGACCGAGGAUAACCGGCCGGGGUGGAUACCGGGGAACCUUAACAAAGGUCAUAUGGAUAGAUUUUACUUCCUCUUGGCUGCCCUUACCAGUGUAGACUUUGUGCUAUAUGUGGCUUGUGCUAGAUGGUACAAGUGCAUCAAGUUAGAAGGGAGGUGUGGGGGUGAUGAGGGGGAUUCUAGGGUCUAA